CGGGGACGGGCAUGCCGGGGGGCCCCUUGGGCCGCCGCGUCCGCCGCUGGUGCGAGCCGCUGACGCGCGGAGAUGAAGUUCCCGGGCUCGGUGCUGGCGUCCGUGUUCCUGUUCAUGGCCGAGACGACGGUGGCACUGUACCUGAGCAGCACCUACCGCUCGGCCGGGGACCGCAUGUGGCAGGCGCUGACGCUGCUUUUCUCGCUGCUGCCCUGCGCCCUCGUGCAGCUCACGCUCCUCUUCGUGCACCGCGACCUCAGCCGCGACAGGCCGCUCGUGCUGCUGCUGCACCUGCUGCAACUCGGGCCCCUCUUCAGGUGUUUUGAAGUGUUCUGCAUCUACUGUCAGUCAGGCCAUGUGGAAGAGCCUUAUGUCAGCAUCACCAAGAAGCGACAGAUGCCCAAAAAUGGCUUCUCAGAAGAGAUUGAGAAGGAGGUGGGCCAGGCAGAGGGCAAGCUAUUCACCCACCGAUCUGCAUUCAGCCGGGCAUCGGUGAUCCAGGCUUUCCUAGGCUCAGCUCCCCAGCUGACUCUGCAGCUGUAUAUAAGUGUCGUGCAGCAGAACGUCACUGUCGGAAGAAGCCUCUUCAUGACUCUGUCCCUGUUGUCCAUUGUGUAUGGAGCCUUGCGCUGUAACAUCCUAGCCAUCAAGAUCAAGUAUGAUGAAUACGAGGUCAAAGUGAAGCCCCUCGCCUAUGUCUGCAUCUUCCUCUGGAGGAGCUUUGAGAUUGCCACUCGAGUUGUGGUCCUGGUCCUCUUUACCUCUGUCCUGAAGACCUGGGUGGUGGUUGAUGUAUUUGUCAACUUCUUGAGCUUCUUCUUGUACCCCUGGAUGCUCUUCUGGUGCAGUGGCUCCCCAUUCCCUGAGAACAUCGAGAAAGCACUCAGUCGGGUGGGCACCACCAUCGUGCUAUGCUUCCUCACCUUGCUGUAUGCUGGCAUCAACAUGUUCUGCUGGUCAGCUGUGCAGCUGAAAAUCAACAGCCCAGACCUCAUUAGCAAGUCCCAGAACUGGUACCGGCUGCUGGUGUACUAUAUGAUGAGAUUCAUUGAGAACGCCUUCCUCCUCCUCAUGUGGUACCUUCACAAGACCAACAUCUAUAUGUAUGUGUGUGCACCUCUCUUGAUUCUGCAGCUGCUCGUCGGGUACUGUACAGCUAUUCUCUUCAUGCUUGUGUUCUAUCAGUUCUUCCACCCUUGCAAAAAGCUCUUUUCCACCAGUGUUUCUGAAGGCUUUCGGGCAUGGUUUAGGUGUGUCUUCUGUGCCUGCAGGCAUCAGAAAUCCUGCCAGUUAGCAGAAAAGACAGACCAAAGGUCAUCCGAAGACAAAGAUGAGACACCUUCUAGCAGUAAAAUCAGUUCUGUGCCCAGCCAGAUCUUGAAUGCCGACGAGUUCUGCUCUGCUUAACAGGACCUGGGGUCUCUUGGGGGUACAGACAUCUUGUUUUCUGGGUUGAUCCAUGUUCUUCAUACAAGUAAUGAGCCCUCCAUAGAUAACAAAGCAGGAAGGUAGCUCUCAACUCUUGUGAGCUGUGAGCUUCUCCCUUUUAUAGAGCUCUUGGGAGUGUGGAAACCACAAAGAGAAGCCAAGAAAACCUCUAUGUCUUGGAGGAAGCUGGCCAAAGCAUCACAGUUCACAAGUGAUCAUGUUCUUCCAGGCAUUACUGGCCUUUUCACUGGCAAUGUACCAUAGACUGUUGUCACACUGCAGGACGUAAACCCAUAAAAUCUGAAUUGGGCUGGUUCGUCCAUCAGGUAGAAUGAGGAGAGGGGCUUUCUUGUUUUCAAGUUUUCUGGACUGCAGGUCUGAGUAGCCUGAUGAUUUAUUAUCCUGAGCAAAGUUUUUGCCCAAGAGCUCUCAUGCUGAUCAGAGAAGGUUACUGGGGUUUUACCAUCAGUGACAUCAUUUCUGUUGGAGUUUACAGGGAUGGCUGUUCAAGUUUUUUUUUUUUUUUAAAUAGAUGCCCCAUCUUUACCUCAUAAGGCCCCUGUGUAUAUAACCAGCUGUAACCACCAUGGCAUGCCAUCUCUGAGAUCCAAUUGAUUAAAGAGCCUAGAUUUGGAGAUUUUAUUCCCAAGGAUCCAUGAAUGCAAAAUUGAAUUCUACGUUUGGUUAUGGAAGUGCUGGAAUUUCAGGAAUGUUAUGUUCCUUAGAUAUGCUGAAGAAAUUCUGGAUCAGGAGGGUUGUUAAAACAUCAGAAUUAUGUAGGCUUCUCUAAGAGUUCUUACCAUCUGAGGAUGGUUGAAGAUACGAAUCUCCUAGUAGGUAGACUUAAACCUUCUCAAGAUUUCAAGUUUCAGGCUUGUCCUGCAAUUCUGGGAAAUGUCCAGUAGAAUUUUUUAGGAUUUGUCUUCUUUUAAAAAAAAGAAAAGAAAAUUCACAGUCUUCACUGCCCUUUUCCUUGCCUGCCAGGAACAUUUUAGAAAAGAGUUACCUUUUUAACUUAAAAAUUUCUGGAAAACCCCAGAGAAAUCUCUUACCCAGUGCAGGAACAUAGGGCAUUUUGAUUUUCAUUAUUUGAAGGAAACGGGUUUUCUGCCUCCCCCGCCCCCCAGUUGGAGAUUGACUUCAGAAACUUUUAAAUUAUAAAAAAGAGAUGAAAUGAUCAGAAGAUUUGUGUGUUUCAUUGAAUGCAUUUUCAUUUGGCAUAACAGUGAGUUAACAAGAUCUCCAAUUUUAUUCUCUUAUACCCUUGUAUCCCUUAUAAUUUCUCCUUUACUCUGGUACCUUAUUUGUUUAAUAAAAAGAGAUUAUGUAGCAUAUCCUCAAUUGUUCUGGAAAAAUGCCUGGAUCCAGGGCCAUCAUUUCUACUAUUAAAACAUAGACAGUGAAAUGCCUGGAAACAGGUUAAGAUCAUACUGAUUUGGAAUAAGGAUUGGAGGAAAAUCUGAGCACUCUGCUUAUGGACUCUAUUUUUACCAGGAUGAAUAGGGAUCCGCUUCUCUGACUUUAUUAAUCUGCAAGGCUUAUUUAUCUGGCCAUCUCCUGGUAAUUUUUUUUAAAAAAUUCUUGUUGGUAUUGAAUUUACAAGUAAUUUUAUACACACACAAAACAAAACGCAAUUUAAUGAUCAAUUUCCAGUACAUUCAGAGAUCAGUGAAACAGUAAAUAUUCUUUCACAGGGCAUACAUAUUGUGUAAUAUUUUUAUACAGUCUCAUAAAAAUGCAUCUGUAAGCUCCUAAACUGCAGAGCUUCCAUUUUAUUUUGGGGGGAUGUUUUUUUCUCCUUUGAAAUUCUCUUUGUUUAGUCAGUAUUUGUGGUUUAAUUUUAUGGGGACAUCCAGGCAACAGAUAAUAUUUUUGGUUUAUUUUUUAACCAAAUAAAAAUAAAACUACAAAUCAUCUAUGUCCUCCCUGUUAGCACAUCAUUUGUCACUUGCCCUAUUUUAAUAGGCCUAAAUUAAGUAGUGAACAUAAAUAAUAAAAAGGGUACUUCAUACAACAUAUACUCCCCCUGUAGACAUAUAUAUAUAUAUAUAUAUUCACAUAUGUGCAUAGAUAUAUACUUGAAAUACAAAAAAAGCCCUUGAAAAUAUAUAACGACUGUGAGUAAACUAAAACUAAGAUGUUGAAUUGUAUUUUUUGGGUUCUUUCCUGAUUGACAAAAGGGCUUGAUAAUGAUUAGGACAGUAUAAGGCCAUUCCUAAGCCAUCUCAAGUGUUCCUUUAUAUCAAACCAGUUAACUGUGUUCAUUGACCCCAAGUAUUUUCAAGCUCUUUUGAGAGAAAAAUAUCCUUGCGCUGAAGCUUUACAGUGGCCUCAGGUCAUGCUGUGGGAGUAAGGAAUGGGAGCAGCUACCAGCCUGUCACUGACCAGGUUGAACAUUGAAGAUCAAUCAGGGUCGAUGGCCUAAGGACCCCUAAUCACUGAACUUUCUGACCCAUCUAUCCAGUGCUCUUAUAGCCAGUCUGUCAUGGGACAGGUUAAAAAUGGUGACUUUGAGCAGGAGUCAUGGUCAGAACCUCCAAAUACAUUUUAAAUUAAUGUAGAAGACAGGUAAGCAUCUUGAGAGUGACCCCAAACCAAACUAACAGUGAUGGUCUGUAAGAUUCCCAAAGCCCAACUUAUACAUGCAUAAGGACAGAAAGGUUUGGUAACUAAAUUGGACAUUUUCUCAAUUUUAACCAUUGAUAUACAGAUACUCCAGCUUUGGGUAAAUGUACUCUCAUUCCCUUUGGGAGAAAGAAACUACUGCUUUUUUCAUGCCAAAAGCCAUGGUGAACUGAGCAUUUUUGUUUUGAAAGUAUAUUGUUGUUGUUGUGUGCUGUUGAGUCGAUUCUGACUCAUAGCGACCCUACUAGGACAGAGUAGAACUGCCCCAUAAGAUUUCCUA
Messenger RNA from Trichechus manatus latirostris (Florida manatee), 4333 nucleotides. RefSeq names its product X-linked Kx blood group antigen, Kell and VPS13A binding protein (gene XK). Bases 73 to 1407 code for a protein of 444 amino acids. NCBI's taxonomy places the organism in Eukaryota, Metazoa, Chordata, Mammalia, Sirenia, Trichechidae. Gene Ontology annotation, cellular component: membrane. The transcript is spliced from 3 exons. The record is from RefSeq and is a predicted model, not a curated record.